GAGGAUAGUCGAUCAGGGAUAUUAUUCCGAGGACCCUACGCACAACGGGGCGUUGCUUUCCUUUGCGUCACAUAGACAUAGCCUCAAACCCUGCGUAUCUGCAGAGUCCACCUGACGACCAAGAGCUCCACCCACGGCCAUGCCGCACCGAGGUCAUGAAACCUGGGGCAUGAUCAAAUGCAGCUGUCCGUCUGAAACCAAAUGAAUAUCUGGCCAGACCAGCUCAAACAUAUCGGACGUCGGACCAGACCGGACGGAGUAAUCUUGGCCCGGACAUGUGUAACCGCGAUGGGAGUCGAAAGUACGUCGAUAUCUUGGAUUGGGAAAUAAGUCGAGAUGAUGUGUUCACCUAAGAGGGCCGUUCUAAGACCAACCUCGACGGGGUGAUUCAUCUGAGACAAUCUCCGUAUUCGACAUCGGGGGUGUCGGAUCGGAUAUUGUUAGACCAUUAUGGCGUUCAGAGGCUUUACCAGCGCUAGCAUGCCACAGCCUGAGACAGAGAGACAGACUGUAGAGAUGAACCACCUUGAGGAUAUGGAGCUCGGAGAGGACAGCAAACAGAGCAAAGAGAUCUCUGACCAUGACAAUUUCAAGCUUUCCGUGGGAGGACAGUUGGUCUUCCUGACGCUGUCGGUGUUAACGUUGAUGGUUGCGCUGGAUGGAACUUCUAUAUCGGUGGCUUUGCCGAAAAUCUCCCUUGAGCUGCAUGGAUUGGCAAUGGAGGCGUUCUGGAGUGGGACCUCGUUCCUGCUAUGCUCCACCGUAUUCCAACCCACUACUGCAACUCUGUCCAAUAUUUUUGGCCGUCGUCCGGUCCUAUUCGUGUCGCUCACAUUCUUCUCCAUCGGUUCUCUUCUCGCCGGCAUUGCCAAGAAUUUCACCGACAUCCUUAUCGGCCGGUGUAUUCAGGGAGUUGGCGGCGGCGGCAUCGCAGUGCUUUCCGAGAUCAUUGUUACGGACCUUGUUCCGCUACGUUUGCGGGGCCGAUACUAUGGCAUCCUCAGUGCCAUGUAUAGUGUGGGCUCCGUGCUGGGCCCCAUCUUGGGCGGUGGGUUCAGCGAAAAGGCCUCCUGGCGCUGGAUCUUCUACAUCAACUUCCCGUUCAUCGGUAUUGGCGGCUUCCUCGUGGUCUUCUUCUUCCGACUUCCGACGCCGAAGGGAUCUCUUCACCAAAAGCUCGCCUGUGUGGACUGGACCGGAGCUGUACUUUUCAUCGGGAGCGUAUCCGCCGUGCUAAUCCCCAUUUCUUGGGGGGGCAUCAUGCACGCCUGGUCGUCAUGGCGCACCGUUGUGCCCUUAUCCGUCGGCGCAGCAGGCCUUGUUGCUUUCUGCAUCUGGGAAGUGCUCCUUGUUUCCACCGAGCCGAUGAUUCCUCCGGACAUCUUCCGCAACCGUAGCGCCACCAUCGCCCUAGCGACCUCCUUCCUCCAGGGUCUGAACCUCUGGUGCGCCCUGUACUACCUCCCCCUUUACUACGAAGCCGUCCGCGGGUUUGGUCCCAUUCUCACCGGAGUCGCCUUGUUCCCCGAGACCUUCACUAUCGCCCCCGCCGCCAUUUUUUGCGGUCUGAUCGUUACCGCCACCGGUCACUACCGCUGGGGCUUAUGGGUCGGAUGGAGCAUCAGCGCCAUGGGGGCGGGUCUUCUCUGUCUGCUAGAGGUGGAUACCCCGACCGUGGCGUGGAUCUUCUUGAACGUGCCCGGGGGUAUAGGCAUCGGGAUUCUGACGGCCGCCUUAGUUUGUGCCGUGCAGGCGUCGGCGACACGCCAUAAUCUCACUGCGUCGGUCGCUAUGGUCGUGUUCUUUCGCUCAUUUGGUCAGGCAGUAGGCAUUGCUGUCGGAGGAGUUGUCUUUCAGAAUCGCAUGCGUCACCAUUUACAGGGGUACGUGGAUUUGGCGCCUCGGGCGGAUGAGCUGGCUCGCGAUGCGGCUGCGUUGGUGACGACAAUGCGCGGAAUGACAGAUGAGAUGGCAAAAGCGCAUUUGAAACAGGCGUAUACAGACAGCCUGCGCGCAAUCUGGGCUGUGUGUUGUGGGAUUUCCGGAGUGGGGCUGGCGCUGAGUGUGUUUGUUAAGAAGUAUGAUUUGAAUCGUGCGUUGAAGUCGGAUAGCGAUGAGGAAGAAAGUGACAAGAAGAAAGAACAGGAGGAGGACGAUCAGGUGACGAU
Messenger RNA from Aspergillus campestris IBT 28561, 2168 nucleotides. Its product is annotated as MDR family MFS transporter. Gene Ontology annotation, biological process: transmembrane transport. Lineage: Eukaryota; Fungi; Ascomycota; Eurotiomycetes; Eurotiales; Aspergillaceae. The transcript is spliced from 3 exons. The annotation marks the transcript as partial. Gene Ontology annotation, molecular function: transmembrane transporter activity. The record is from RefSeq and is a predicted model, not a curated record.